Meriones unguiculatus (Mongolian gerbil) is the source of this 949-nucleotide messenger RNA. Its product is annotated as grainyhead-like protein 2 homolog. The record is from RefSeq and is a predicted model, not a curated record. Gene Ontology annotation, cellular component: nucleus. Gene Ontology annotation, biological process: brain development; regulation of transcription by RNA polymerase II; neural tube development. Bases 1 to 936 code for a protein of 311 amino acids. NCBI's taxonomy places the organism in Eukaryota, Metazoa, Chordata, Mammalia, Rodentia, Muridae. Gene Ontology annotation, molecular function: RNA polymerase II cis-regulatory region sequence-specific DNA binding; DNA-binding transcription activator activity, RNA polymerase II-specific. The transcript has 11 exons.
AUGGCUGUCAAAAAAGUGGGAACUGACUACAAAGAGAGCUUCAACACCAUUGGAAACAUUGAAGAGAUCGCGUACAAUGCUGUUUCCUUCACCUGGGAUGUGAAUGAAGAGGCAAAGCUUUUCAUCACAGUGAAUUGUUUGAGUACAGAUUUCUCCUCCCAGAAGGGCGUGAAAGGACUUCCUUUGAUGAUUCAGAUUGACACAUACAGUUACAAUAACCGCAGCAAUAAACCCGUCCACAGAGCGUACCACCAGAUCAAGGUCUUCUGUGACAAGGGAGCAGAAAGAAAAAUCCGAGAUGAAGAGAGAAAGCAGAAUAGGAAGAAAGGGAAGGCCUCUGACGGGAAGCUGGCUGCCAUACCUUUACAGAAGAAAAGUGACAUCACGUACUUCAAAACCAUGCCUGACCUGCACUCGCAGCCCGUGCUCUUCAUACCAGAUGUUCACUUUGCCAACCUGCAGAGGACUGGACAGGUGUAUUACAACACAGAUGACGAACGAGAAGGCAGCGUCCUUGUUAAACGGAUGUUCAGGCCCAUGGAAGAGGAGUUUGGUCCGACACCGUCUAAGCAGAUUAAAGAAGAAAACGUAAAGCCUUGGAGGAACGGUUAUGUGGCUCCCAACUCCUCCAGCAGGGAAAUACAUAGUUCAGAGGACAUUGGCUCUGUGAUGCUUUUGUACGUGCGGAAGGAGAGUGAUGACGUGUUCGACGCCCUGAUGCUGAGAUCGCCCACAGUGAAGGGCCUGAUGGAAGCGCUGUCUGAGAAGUAUGGGCUGCCAGUGGAGAAAAUCACAAAGCUUUAUAAGAAGAGCAAAAAGGGCAUCCUGGUGAACAUGGAUGACAACAUCAUUGAACACUAUUCAGAUGAGGACACCUUCAUCCUCAACAUGGAGAGCAUGGUGGAAGGCUUCAAGAUCACGCUUAUGGAGAUCUGAGCGCUGGGCCCAA